Molecule: messenger RNA, 983 nt
Organism: Nelumbo nucifera (sacred lotus)
Lineage: Eukaryota; Viridiplantae; Streptophyta; Magnoliopsida; Proteales; Nelumbonaceae
Product: chromatin modification-like protein
Biological process (GO): regulation of transcription by RNA polymerase II
Cellular component (GO): NuA4 histone acetyltransferase complex; nucleus
Source: RefSeq, a predicted model, not a curated record
UCACUCGCAAAGAUUCGACAAUGCAUAUUGACAUAGAAAACUCUCGUAGAUGACGUGUGUCACCGUGAAUCGUGGCCUUCCGUAUUGUUGCGGUCCCACCACGACGGCUCUUCAUCUCAUUUGAGGUGGGGCUACAACAAUUCAUCGAAGGCUUUGAUUUCGUGGGAGCGGCCACGAUUUGGAAUUGGAGUUUCGUUAGCAUUUCCCGGCUCACUCGGUCAGCGAUUAACCGUAAAACCCUAGCAAAAGCGUAGUGGAAGCUGGAAAAUGCUUUGAUUUCUCAGUCGCUCCAAAACCAAAAGUUUUUCUUUCUAGGUAUUUCGGUUAAAAUUUGAUCCACCGUCCGCCAUAGAAAGUGACAAUGGAACCUGCAGGCGAAGAAGAGGAACAAGAUGGUAUGUCCGUACACUCUCCAGGUCAAGCUCCACCUUCAUCAGCGUCUUCUCUCCCCAAGGAGCAAUCGCAGGUUGAAUUGGAACUGAGAUUGUUGGAAGCUCUUGAAAUAUAUCCUCCCGCCAAAUUACAAGGUAUACACCGCCAUUUUGUACUUUAUGGUCUGAUGGAAUUUCUAAGAAGAAGUUUUGAUCGACAUUUCUCACCUGAUGAGGUUCUGCAGCUUCUGGAUCGGUUCUAUAACUUGGAUAUGUUGAAACCAGACAACGAGGAGAGAGAGAUUUUGAACCAAGAGGAAGAUUUUUCUUUACCUCAGAGCUUUUUUGUCAAGGAAGAAUCAUAAGUAUACUAUUCCAACUGCUGUUUGUACAUUCUAUUCUAAUGGUGGUUAUAGACAUUUCCUUGGUAAUGUUAUUGCCAUUAUGGUAAUACUGGAUUGAUGGUCAAUUUGAGAAGAUUUUAUACAACUUUUUUGAAUUAAAGAAUAAAUAGUUUCAAAGAAGGAUUCCCCAUGUACGUGAACUUUUUGUUAUAUUAUACUUUUGACCAUGUUAUGGUUAUUGAUCUUGUUGAGAGUUAGAAUUGCAAAA